Messenger RNA from Ipomoea triloba (trilobed morning glory), 2469 nucleotides. Its product is annotated as heat stress transcription factor A-4c-like. NCBI's taxonomy places the organism in Eukaryota, Viridiplantae, Streptophyta, Magnoliopsida, Solanales, Convolvulaceae. The record is from RefSeq and is a predicted model, not a curated record. Gene Ontology annotation, molecular function: DNA-binding transcription factor activity; RNA polymerase II cis-regulatory region sequence-specific DNA binding. Gene Ontology annotation, cellular component: nucleus. Gene Ontology annotation, biological process: regulation of transcription by RNA polymerase II. The coding region runs from base 987 to 2144 and encodes 385 amino acids. The transcript has 3 exons.
UGGAAUAGCCCAGAAAACUCCUCACCCCGACACUACCUCGAAUCUUGAGUCCUUACAGAUCCUCCGAAGAAGUCGUACACUCACUCCCAUAUCUCGAGGAUUCCGAGAUAAUAAGAAUCAAAUCAAAGAAAAACAGAAACAAAAGUCAGCAAACGAAUAGAACCUUUAAACUUUGUUUCUUCCGUCAGGCUGUUGUUGGGCUGGAUGAACACAAGAAAUUAGGAGAUUUUGUGCUUGUGGGAAUGUUGAUGUUAUUGGGUAUGUCAGUAAUUGAAAGGUUUUGGGUGAUAAAGAGGGGGAAUUGAUUGGUUUCAGGAGGGAAUUGAGGCGGGAUUUGCGUGUUUAUUGAAUUGUUUAUGAGGGUUCUUCAAAUGUUUGAUAAUUGGGGAAAGUUUAUAUGUGUAGUGGUAGACACUGGGAAAUGGGAAUCUUGGAAUUGACUUACUGAAUUAUAGCUACUGGAAGUGACUGUCCCAGGCUGUUGCUUAGCUGGGUGUUAUUUCUGGAAUCUAUUAGAAGGUUUGACAUUUUAUUGAUUCUAACUUGAAGUUUCAUUGGGGUUUUGAGAACACAAAAAGAACCCCAGAUCAGUGUUGUUUAAUUCUGGGAGUGAAUAGAAGCUGGUGUUGAUGAUUGAUCUUACUGCAAUGUGAAAUUGGUUUGGUUGGUGCAUAUAAGCAGGUUAAGAAAUGGUUUCAAGAAUUCCUGGCUGGGCUGCAUAUGCUGAUUGUGAUGGUGUGCUUUCAGGUUUAAUCUUGGAGUUUAUAGUUUGAGGCCUGGAUUGUAUUGAAGGGACUUCAUGUUAGGAAGCUAUAACUGGCAAAGGCGCAACUUUAUUUCUUCAGAGACCGCCACACAUUUUCGAGACGUUGGGUGUUGGACUUGAUUUUUACCCUUGACCGACCUCUGCCCAACAAUCCCUCAGCCAUCAGGGGCUAGACUUGGCCUUUAUCGGCCUCUGCUCAACACUUCAAGUUCACCAUACAAUGGAUGAUGCUUGUUAUAGCGCCAAUGCGUUGCCUCCUUUCCUUGCGAAGACGUAUGAAAUGGUGGAUGAUCCCUCCACUGACCCCAUUGUAUCCUGGAGUCAGAACAACAAGAGCUUCAUUGUCAAGAACCCACAGGAAUUUUGCAGGGAUUUGUUGCCUAAAUACUUCAAACACAGCAACUUCUCGAGUUUUAUCAGACAGCUGAAUACUUAUGGAUUCAAGAAAGUUGAUCCCGAGCAAUGGGAAUUUUCGAAUGAGGACUUUGUUAGAGGUCACCCUCACCGUUUGAAGAACAUCCAUAGGCGCAAGCCAGUUCACAGUCAUUCCGCGAAGAAUCUUCAUUCUUCUGCAUUGAAUGAAUCCGAAAGGCGAGGGUACAAGGAUGAUAUCGAGAAGCUAAAGAGUGAUAAGGAGUCACUUCAGUUGGAACUAAAACGACACGAAGAGGACCAACGAGGAUUUGCGUUCCAAAUGCAAGGGCUGUCUGAACGGGCGCAGCAAGUAGAGCAACGCCACAAGAGCAUGUUAUCCACUUUGUCUCGAAUGUUGGAUAAAUCAGAGCUUGCUAUAGGUCUCGUGCCUCGAUUGGGAUUACCCGAUAGAAAGAGAAGGUUGCCAGGAAACAAUUACAUGGACUAUAAUCAAGAAAGCUCUUCACAAAUUUCGACUAGAGAAAAUUCGGUUUCAACUUCUUUUGUAAAUGGAGAAUGGUUAGAUCAGUUGGAGUCUUCUGUGAUCUUCUGGGAGAAUACGUUACAAGCUGUUUGUCAAACCGGGAUCCAACUGAAUUCAGCACUAGAAGUGGACGAAUCUACAAGUUGUGCUGGUAGCCCAUCCACACAGCUAAGCAGGGAAAUUGGAGCUAACACUUCUAGAAUUGAUGUCAAUUCAGAGCCUAAUGCUCCCAAAAUUCCCACGAAAGAGCAAGCAGAAACAAAUGUGCCAACCCGAGUAAACGAUGUGUUCUGGGAGCAGUUUCUUACUGAGAAUCCUGGCUCAACUGAUCCACUGGAGGUACAGUCAGAAAGGAAAGAUUAUGAUGGCAAAAAAAGUGAAAGAAAACCAGUUGACCUUGCAAAAUUUUGGUGGAACAAGAAUAAUGUAAAUAGCCUUACAGAACAGCCAGGACAUCUUACUCAAGCCGAGAAAACCUGAUUUGGUUGGUUAUGUAAUAUUCUUUUCGGAAACGCAUAUUCUGUUUUAAUUUUCUGCAUCUAUGUGCUGCAUACCAGAGAGAAACUUUUUAAAAUCAGGGAGUAGAUAGAGAUAUUGAAUCAUUAAUACCAUUAUGCUUUUCACAAUGCUUAUAGUUGAUUCUUAUAGGUGAAUAUGUUCUGAAACAGCAUUGCUUAGGAGCUUUGAAAUUCCAUUUGAGAAUGGGGGACUCAAAGUGGUGAAGGUAUUUGCAUUAUCUAGAGAAAUGGGUUCUUGGUGUCAAAGAUGAUGACAUAUAUAUAUAUCGUGCUAAUUUUACGUCUAA